AUGCGUUCCGCGUUGUUCUUUCUUGCUCUCACUCUGGUUGUAGCCUCAGUUUCUGCGGAGGUUUCCAUUACAAAGCCACUUUUAGUUCGUGGCAAAGCGCUGUAUGCAGCCACACACCGAUUCUUUGCUGAAGAUCCCCUUGGUCAAAGAAUUGCCAAAUUCUUUGGAGACACCAGUGAGAUAACCACAGAAGGAAGAAGAAGAGUGCGUGAACGAAUAGCCAAGUACAUCAGAGAGCUAAAGGCCGAAGUUUAA
Rodentolepis nana is the source of this 255-nucleotide messenger RNA. Lineage: Eukaryota; Metazoa; Platyhelminthes; Cestoda; Cyclophyllidea; Hymenolepididae. The record is from the annotation of a GenBank genome assembly.